Messenger RNA from Papaver somniferum (opium poppy), 1845 nucleotides. RefSeq lists its product as uncharacterized. The record is from RefSeq and is a predicted model, not a curated record. NCBI's taxonomy places the organism in Eukaryota, Viridiplantae, Streptophyta, Magnoliopsida, Ranunculales, Papaveraceae. Gene Ontology annotation, molecular function: nucleic acid binding. The coding region runs from base 1 to 1845 and encodes 614 amino acids. The transcript has 4 exons. Gene Ontology annotation, biological process: DNA integration.
AUGGCAUCCAUUUCAAGCUCAAUAAAGGUUCCAGUAUUUGAAGGGAAGAAUUUUGAGCAUUGGAGAAUACAGAUGGAGAAUAUAUUCAAAUACCAAGAGGUAUGGGAUAUUGUUGACACCGGUUAUGUUGAACCUGAAGCAAAUGCAGCUUCAACUCCUGAGGAAACAUCAGCUUUACAAGAAAAUAGGAAAAAGAAUGCGAAAGCUACCUAUAUUCUUCAUCAAGGAGUGCAUGAAUCUCUUUUCGAUAGAAUUGUGUACAUCAGUGAAGCCAAGAAGGCUUGGGAUGCUUUGAAAACAUAUUACAAAGGGUCUGACAAAGUAAAGAAGGUACGACUACAAACCCUAAGAAGAAAAUAUGAGUUAUUACAGAUGGAAUCUUCAGAGAAAGUGUCAGAUUUUUUCUCAAGAAAAUUAAGUGUAGUUAAUGAGAUGAAAUCUAAUGGAGAUAUUAUACAAGAUGCUGCAAUUGUGGAGAAGAUUCUACGGAGUUUACCAGAAACUUUUGAAGCAAAAGUAACUGCAAUAGAAGAAUGCAAUUCAGCAACAACUAUGAGUCUAGAUGAAAUAUUAGGUCACUUUAAAAGAGAGUGUCCUGAAAAGAAGGUUGAAACGCGGAAUAAUGCAAACUUUGUUGAAAAAGAACAAGAAGAAUCUGAAGUUCUUUUACUAGCUUGUUUUACAGCUCAAGACCACAACAAUAAUAAGUGGUAUCUGGAUACUGGGUGCAGCAACCAUAUGUAUGGAAUGAAAGAGCUAUUUGUGGAUUUAGAUGAAUCAUUAACCACAAAUGUUAAAUUUGGUAACAAUGAGACAGUUCCUGUAAUGGGAAAAGGGAAGAUUGGUAUUAUUCUCAAGAAUGGAGCUUAUUCAUAUAUCUUAGAUGUUUAUUAUGUUCCUGGUCUACUGAUCGUUGUCGAGAUGGUUUCAGGUCUACCAGCUAUAGAUUAUCCUGAGAAGAAGUGUGAAAGUUGCAUAUUUGGUAAACAACACAGAAAACCUUUUCUUAUAGGGAAAGCAAGAAUAGCAAGGCAACCUCUUGAAUUAAUUCAUUCUGAUCUUUGUAGUCCUAUGGAAGAAGUUUCACGUGGAGGAAAUAGAUAUUGCAUCACAUUCAUUGAUGAUUUUAGUAGAAAAACGUGGGUUUAUCUACUAAAGCUAAAAAGUGAAGCUGCUAAUGCUUUUAAGAACUUUAAAGUAUUUGUUGAGAAACAAAGUGGAAAGAAAAUCAAGAUUUUACGUACUGAUAGAGGAACUGGAUGCUUACUAGACAAAACUCCAGAAGAAGCAUUGACAGGAAGAAAACCUAGUGUUAGGCAUCUCAAAGUGUUCGGAUGCAUAGCAUAUGCACACAUACCAACAGAAAUUCGAAAGAAACUGGACAACAAAAGUGAAAAAUGUAUCUUUCUUGGAUACAGUGUUGCUACAAAGGGUUAUAAGCUGUAUAAUCCUGAGACAAGAAAGAUGAUCAUUAGUCGAGAUGUUAUUUUUGAUGAAUCAAGUCAGUGGGACUGGAAUUCAACAGAAGAUAAUAUUGUCUCUGAAGAGCAAGGAAUUGUAACUUUACAAGAUAUUGUUCCUGAAGUUACUACUCCUACUACUGUUAUGGAGACUGAAACACAACAACAAGAAGAAGAAGAAUCAACACGUCUUGUACGUAAUCGUGUUGCACCAAUAAGACUUGAAGAUUAUGUGGUGACUAGAGAUGAUGAAGAUGAAGAUCUUAUUAAUUUUCCUUUAUUUGGAGACAGUGAUCCGAUAAAUUUUGAAGAAGCAUCUCAAACUAAAGGUUGGAGAGAAGCAAUGGAUGAUAAAAUUCAAGCAAUUGAAAAGAAUAAAACUUAG